This is a messenger RNA of Sphaerodactylus townsendi, 783 nucleotides long. RefSeq names its product nicotinamide N-methyltransferase-like. The transcript has 3 exons. Gene Ontology annotation, cellular component: cytosol. The record is from RefSeq and is a predicted model, not a curated record. Lineage: Eukaryota; Metazoa; Chordata; Lepidosauria; Squamata; Sphaerodactylidae. Gene Ontology annotation, molecular function: N-methyltransferase activity. Bases 1 to 783 code for a protein of 260 amino acids.
AUGGAGGAAACCGUCAGUGACAAACAAUAUUAUGCUCAGCAUUUUGACCCAAGAGGCUACUUGGAGACGUAUUAUGCCUUCAGCCCCCAGAAACCGGCAGAAAGAACCUUGACAAUCUUUACUCUGAGAAACCUGCACAGGGCCUUUAUUUCAGGUGGCCUGAAAGGAGACACCCUGAUCGAUAUUGGGAGCGGGCCCACCAUCUACCAGUACCUCUCAGCCUGCGAGUCCUUCCGAGAGAUCAUUGCUACAGAUUAUACUGACCAGAACCGGGAGGAGAUGCAGCGUUGGCUGAAAAAGGAGGCGGGAGCUUUCGACUGGAGCUCAGUGGUGAAAUAUGCCUGUGAGCUGGAAGGGAACAGGGAAAAGUGGUCCCAGAAGGAGGAGAAGGUCCGAAACAGCAUCAAGGGAGUCCUGAAGAGUGAUGUCACCCAGGCGAAUCCUUUGGCUCCGGUCUCUCUCCCCCCGGCUGACUGUGUGCUAUCCACCUACUGCUUAGAAACAGCUUGCAAAGACCUGCCCACCUUCCGCUCUGCCUUGAAGAACAUCGGCUCGCUCUUGAAGCCCAGAGGCCACUUUGUCUUCGCUAUCACACUGGAGCUCACCUUCUUCAUGAUAGGCCAGCGCCAGUUUGGUUGCCUCUACCUGGAUCAGAAGGCUUUAGAGCAAGCAGUGAAAGAGUCUGGCUUUGAUAUCGAGUGGCUGGAGACAAUCAAAGUCAACUUUCCAUUGUCUGUGACUGAUAUCAAGGAGGCAUGCUUCAUGGUUGCCCGGAAACGCUGA